This is a messenger RNA of Cryptotermes secundus, 315 nucleotides long. Its product is annotated as cytochrome b5. Gene Ontology annotation, molecular function: heme binding. The coding region runs from base 1 to 315 and encodes 104 amino acids. The transcript has a single exon. Gene Ontology annotation, cellular component: membrane; intracellular membrane-bounded organelle. NCBI's taxonomy places the organism in Eukaryota, Metazoa, Arthropoda, Insecta, Blattodea, Kalotermitidae. The record is from RefSeq and is a predicted model, not a curated record.
AUGAGUGAUGAAGUGAAGCAGUACAGCUUAGAGGAGAUCAAAGAACAUAACACUGCUGAAUCUGUCUGGUGCAUAUACAAGAAUGGGGUAUACGACAUUACACACUACAUUGAUGAACAUCCAGGUGGUGGUGAACAGCUUCUGGAUGCAGCUGGAGGUGAUCUGACAGCCGAAUUUGAUGACUUUGGACAUUCGGAUAAUGCUCUUCAAAUUCUGAAAAAGUUAAAGAUAGGUGAACUGAGAAUGGAAGACCGUGUCAAAGGAAAAAAGACUGAAAACAAAGAGAAAUCCAAAGGAUGUUGUGCUAUUAUGUAG